AUCUUUCUUGUACCCCCCAAAAUGCAUAAAUAAAUCCAUAGAGUAGUAGGCCGUUACCCCCCGGCCCGGGAGGCGACACAUGGCCGCACCACAACACCUGCUGCUGCUCGACCUCCGGUCAACUCACGCUCCCAGGUAGCUGCUAAUUGCUGUUCAUCAACAAUGGCCAAAAGCUUAAGGAGUAAGUGGAUACGAAAAUGCAAGAGGGAAAAGCGCAUUAGAUAUGGUAAAAAGGAGCUGGCAAGUCUCCUGAAAGUGGUAGAAAAGGCACAGGGUGAAGUUGAAAUCAAGGAUGCUGUUGAAGUUGUGAGAUCUGCUAAAAAAGAAACUGAUCCAUCGGCAGGUGAAGCAAUGGAAGCAUCGUCAUCAUCAGAAGAGAAGCAAACUAAAUUAAGAGCUGAACUUGAUAUAAAAAAAAUUAUUAAAAAAUUUGGUACUGCACCUAAGUGGAUGCACCCACGUAAGGUUAAGAAAAUUAGGAAGCAGAUGGCUGUUGAGAAAUCAAAGAAAAAAAAUAAAAAGUAAAUAUAC
Molecule: messenger RNA, 531 nt
Organism: Procambarus clarkii (red swamp crayfish)
Lineage: Eukaryota; Metazoa; Arthropoda; Malacostraca; Decapoda; Cambaridae
Source: RefSeq, a predicted model, not a curated record